CUUGGGAAUAGGAAAAAAAAAUCUGUUGACAGUUCAUCACUGGAAGAACACUGGGAGAAAAUGGGAGACACUGUGAUAGGAACUUCAAAUGAAUCACUGGUGACUGAGUUCAUCUUAAUUGGAUUAUCAGAAUAUCCCCGAGCUCAGAUUAUCCUGUUUUGCUUCCUCUUGAUGGUGUAUCUCAUUAGUUCUCUUGGCAAUGGGCUCAUCAUCAUGUUGAGCAUUGCCGACCCACAGCUUCACACCCCCAUGUAUUUCUUCAUUUGUGUCCUUUCCACAAUAGACUUUAUUCUUUCCAACAAUGUACUUCCUGAGAUCUUGGUCAACUGCUUCAUCUACAGGCCCACAAUUUCUUUCUCCAGAUGUUUGUCCCAAAUGUACCUUGGUGUAUUUCUGGUUGUAACAGAGUGCAUUGUAUUGGCUAUUAUGGCAUAUGAUCGCUGGGCAGCUAUAUGCCAGCCCUUACACUACACGCAGAUCAUGAGUUGGAGAUUAUGCAUUUAUCUGGUAGCCACAUCAGUGGCCUUUGCCUUUAUGACCACCCUGAUCAAUGUGCUCUUGCAGCCCACUGACUUCUGUGGCCAUCACAUCAUCAACCAUUUUGGAUGUGAGCUGCAAUUUUUACUCAAAUUAGCUUGCUCCAACACAGACAUCAGUGAGCUCUUUAUGCAUGUUUCCUGCCUGUUUCUGUUUAUCCCUCCCUUUGGCUUCAUAGUUGUGACAUAUGGUCGCAUCGGCCUGGCUAUUCUGCGUAUAAGCUCUGCCCAGGGACGCAGAAAAGCCUUCUCCACCUGCAGUUCUCACCUUGCUGUGGUCAGUGUCUUUUAUGGGACACUCAUGAUCAUGUACUUGAGACCGGAAGGGAAAUCUGUUUCUGAAAAGGACAAGGUCAUAUCCUUAACAUAUGGGGCUCUGACUCCCAUGCUCAAUCCUCUGAUCUACAGCCUGAGGAACAAGGAUGUCAAGGCAGCAUUCUGGAAGCUGGUUGCAAGAAAAAUGUUAAAGUGAUAUACAGA
Molecule: messenger RNA, 1016 nt
Organism: Candoia aspera
Lineage: Eukaryota; Metazoa; Chordata; Lepidosauria; Squamata; Candoiidae
Product: olfactory receptor 13H1-like
Exons: 2
Coding region: 61-1008 (315 amino acids)
Biological process (GO): detection of chemical stimulus involved in sensory perception of smell; G protein-coupled receptor signaling pathway
Cellular component (GO): plasma membrane
Molecular function (GO): olfactory receptor activity; G protein-coupled receptor activity
Source: RefSeq, a predicted model, not a curated record